GCAGCACGACGACAAAAAUGGCGGAGCGCUUGCGACGGCUGGGCAUGCUGAGCAGGUCCAUCUUUGGACAGGUGGUGCUGCCACCAAAUGUUCGGUCACCGACUCGGCAUCUGAAGAAAGCGACAAAGGCAGAGGCCAUGAUGCGCUACUACCCGGAGACAGUCAUGCACCAGAACAAACUCCUCACGCGAAUGAUUGCAGCCGGCAUCUACCUAGACGAGAAAAUGAUCUACGAGGGCGAGAAGAAGGUGAUGAACGAGAAGCGCGGCCGCGUGCCAACACGCAAGGGCGAGGGUAAACGUGCCCAGAAGAAGAAGAAGAAGUAAGGAAGCACCACGGUGUUGUGCUGCAGCGUCCCUGAUGAUGCUCCUGACUUUUCGCGUAGCUGAUCCUCAUCACAUGUUCUUGGUUCCGUCGAUUCCUCCUUGUUUUGGUUCUUCCCCUUCCCUUCAACAAUGUACACACGCCGACAAGCGACUCGAUAUUGCCUUCCUCUGUCUCAUGCAAGAGCGAACGCACGCAUGCUCGUCCACCUCGAAGCGAGUCCAAGCCAAAAACACAUGCACACGCAGAGUUCAUUCACGUCAUGG
Molecule: messenger RNA, 590 nt
Organism: Salpingoeca rosetta
Lineage: Eukaryota; Choanoflagellata; Craspedida; Salpingoecidae
Exons: 4
Coding region: 18-326 (102 amino acids)
Cellular component (GO): mitochondrion
Source: RefSeq, a predicted model, not a curated record